Molecule: messenger RNA, 384 nt
Organism: Prunus armeniaca (apricot)
Lineage: Eukaryota; Viridiplantae; Streptophyta; Magnoliopsida; Rosales; Rosaceae
Source: the annotation of a GenBank genome assembly
AUGUUUGGGCCUAAGAAAUGGGCUUGGGUUCCGAGGCUCCCAAGUAACCCGGAACCUCCACUUCUUGGUCCAUCAAUGGGCCUCAUGACAAUUUAUUACCAUCCAUACCACAACCCACUCAAGCAAGCCCCGGCGUGGCGUGUCGUUUGGCGUGGCAUGUGUGCAAGCGCAUAUGAUGAACUUUCGCAUGCCCAAAUCGGGUUUCUUCUUGGUAAAGCAUCGCAUUGGGCCGAGAAUUUAUUUGGUCCGAACUGUGAAUAUUUUGGGCCUCAACAAAGGGCAGACCCACUGUUGCGAGAUUCCUAUAGGAAUCAGUUUCUAAUCUGGUUUGAAGAUUUCUUAGAAGCGAUUGAGAUUACACCUGAUUUCUUGUGGGUUUGUUGA